CGCCCACCUGUCCACUUUUCCUGUGUGGACGUUCACAAGCGGCUGACAGGAAACACCAGUAAAAGCUGCUGUUAAACCAGGAAAAAUUCCGCCUUAGAGAAAAAGAAUUUUAUUAAAGCUAGUUCCCGACGAUGUCUGCUCAAGCUCGUCAAGAAACUGCUGAACACUCCGGACUGCUGAAGCUUCUCUCCGCUGUGUUUUACGCCGGCAGCUCGUUUCUGAUUACAGUGGUGAAUAAAACGGUGCUGACAAGCUUCAGGUUUCCUUCCUACAUGUGUCUGGGAAUUGGCCAGAUGAUCACCACUCUUGUAGUCCUUUAUGCUGCUAAAAGAAGCAAAACAGUCCAGUUUCAAGAUUUUGACAGAAGUAUUCUCUUAAAGAUUUUCCCUCUUCCUUUGCUGUAUGUUGGGAACCAUAUAACGGGACUUGCCAGCACCAAAAAACUCAGUUUACCCAUGUUUACAGUAUUACGGAAAUUCACCAUAUUGAUGACAAUGAUCUUGGAAGUAUACAUACUAAGAAAAACAUUUCCAAAACGCCUUGUGUAUAGUGUUGUAGCCAUAGUUCUUGGUGCCAUGGUUGCUGCAAGUUCUGACUUGGCCUUCGACGUGGAGGGCUACACUUUCAUCCUGCUCAAUGAUGCCUUUACUGCUGCCAGUAGUGUGUACACUAAGAAGAAACUUGGUACUGAGGGCCUUGGGAAAUACGGUGUCUUAUUUUAUAACGCGCUGAUCAUUGUAAUCCCCACUCUGGUGGCAAGUGCAUUAACUGGAGAUUUACAUGAGGCAGUCACAUUUGAGGACUGGGUUAAAGCCACAUUUAUUAUCUGUUUCCUCAUGUCCUGCUUCAUGGGGUUUGUGUUGAUGUAUUCCAUAGUCCUGUGCAGCUAUUAUAACUCUGCACUUACUACCACAGUAGUUGGGGCAAUAAAGAAUGUUGCAGUAGCCUACAUUGGCAUAUUUGUGGGUGGCGACUACCUGUUCUCUUGGACUAACUUCCUAGGUCUCGGCAUCUGUAUGUCAGGUGGAUUAGUGUAUUCAUAUCACACCUUUAACAACAAAUCAUCUGGUAAUAGCACAGAAGGAGCACAGGAGCUGAAGAUUCACAUUACAGAGGAUUCAACAGGGAGAUACUCUACCAGCUAAAUGGACGAUAUUUUAGUCUUCACCACACAGUGGCAUUGUUCUGCUUCAUAUUGGAGCGUAAUGUUGCUUUGACACUUUUAUAUUUAUUUAAGCUCAGUGAAUUGAUUUUAAUGGAUACAUGACUGGUGCUAUCUGUUGAAUUCCACUACUAAAUCAUGACUGAAUAAAUUUACAAGAGCCUAUAACUUUGAGUCGAAUUCGGUGAAUGUUUAUUGAAGACCAACAAUUAUAUAACAGUGUGGACAGUCUGUCAGAGAAAUCUUACCUUGUGUAUAAUAAAAUAUAUAUCUACCAAGCAAGCAGGAUCACUCUAUACUUGUCACAAACAUGAAAACUGUUGGAGGAUGUUAGCGGAGGGGAAAACUGAAACUAAAAUUCAACUUCAAAAGCUCUCUGUAAAUUGUGCACACUCAGUAUUCUAACAAACACAAGGUGUAUAUAUUAAAUGCCAUAAUCUUCUCAAACCACAAAAUAGACUAAGUGUUAGAAAAUGCUUCAAAAUAUACUAUAACUGGACACAAUAAAUCAUUUGGCGUUUUGAUUAUCAACAAUUAACAAUUUGCCUUCCAGUUUCACAACUCCACCAGGGUAAUUUGUAAAUCGAACAGAUUCAAACAUCACAGCUAGAGUGACAGAGUGACAGGUUGUUGGUGCAGGUUUUCACUAAACAACCAGAAGCAGGGCAGUUAUGAGAGGCGUCAUACAGUGUUGAAGGAUGUAGUGUUGCGGGGAAAAAAAAAAAACAACAACAACAAAAAAAAAAAAAAACAGCACUACACAUCUCAGGUUAUGAAAAACAGGUGCCAUUUUCCUGGACAC
Lates calcarifer (barramundi perch) is the source of this 1964-nucleotide messenger RNA. It is a transcript of the gene slc35d2, whose product is annotated as solute carrier family 35 member D2. NCBI's taxonomy places the organism in Eukaryota, Metazoa, Chordata, Actinopteri, Centropomidae. The coding region runs from base 132 to 1145 and encodes 337 amino acids. Gene Ontology annotation, cellular component: Golgi apparatus. Gene Ontology annotation, molecular function: GDP-fucose transmembrane transporter activity; antiporter activity. The transcript is spliced from 12 exons. The record is from RefSeq and is a predicted model, not a curated record.